Sclerotinia borealis F-4128 is the source of this 1626-nucleotide messenger RNA. NCBI's taxonomy places the organism in Eukaryota, Fungi, Ascomycota, Leotiomycetes, Helotiales, Sclerotiniaceae. The record is from the annotation of a GenBank genome assembly.
AUGUCAAACGUCGUUGCUACCGGGCAAGAAGUUGCUCCCGGGAAAGAAGUUACCCCCGAGGCUCCCGUCUCCUGGUUGGAGGUAAUCAAAUGUUCUUUUCCUGCUUGUGGUGGUCUGCUCUUUGGUUAUGAUGCCGGCUACAUCAACGGAUGUCUUGGAAUGGACUAUUUUAAGUACGCAUAUGGCGAGCCUUCCACCGAUCCCUUGGGUUUCAUGGGCCGCAUGUACCCCACCUGGGGUAAAGCUGUCAUUGUUUCUCUCCUCUCUGUCGGUACCUUUCUCGGAGCGCUCAUCUCUGGCUACUCUUCUGACCACUUCGGUCGUCGCAACACUAUUCUCAUCGGUUGCAUGAUCUACUGUCUCGGUGUCAUUCUCCAAGUGGUUCAUCCCAACAUUGGUCUCCUGGCUGCCGGUCGUACCGUCGCUGGUUUCGGCAUCGGUUUCGUAUCUGCUAAUAUCGUUGCCUUCCAAACUGAGAUCUGCCCCAAGAAGAUCCGAGGUCCUUGCAUCAGUGUGUACCAAUUUGGUAUCACAAUUGGUCUACUCAUUGCUUCAGGUGUCAAUCAGGGAACCAAAGAUAUCAAGAGCAAUGCCUCUUUCCAGAUUCCCAUUGGCUUGCAAUUCAUCUUUGCGUUCAUGCUAGCUGUGGGCUUACUUUUGUGGCUUCCUGAAUCCCCGAGAUGGUUCAUUUCUAAGGGGAGAACGGAUGAGGCCAGGGCGGCUUUGUGCAGGAUUCGUGGACGCAGCAACGGUGAUUUAUAUUUGGAAACCGAAUUUGAUACUUUGGUUGCGGAGACUAGGGAUGAGCUCAAUGCAUCCAAUGGUGGCUGGAGAGAUUGUUUCACUGGAGGUUUCCAUUUUGGUAGCAACCUCUUUAGAACUUUCAUCGGUACAACGGUACAAAUGAUGCAACAAUUGACCGGUGUCAAUUUCAUUUUUUACUAUGGUACUACAUACUUCGCACAAAUCGGACUGACCAGUGUUUUCCUCCUGGCUACAAUUACAAACAUCGUAAACGUCUGUGCAACCCCCGUAUCCUUCUGGACCAUCGAGCACCUCGGUCGCCGUCCCCUCCUCAUAUAUGGAGGCAUGUUCAUGACCGUCUGCGAAUUCAUCAUCGCCAUCGUGGGAACCGUCCUCGCCACCAACGGCACCGCUCAAAUCGUGCUCUUCGUCUUCGUCUGUUUCCACAUCGUCGGUUUCGCCAGUACAUGGGGACCCUGCGGCUGGGCCGUCUCGGGCGAGAUGUUCCCGCUGCCCAUUCGUGGCCGCGGCAUCGCUCUCAGCACCGCUAAUAACUGGCUGUGGAAUUUCGUCAUUGCCAUGGUCACGCCGUAUUUGGUGGGCGAAGAUAAUGCUAAUUUAAAGGCGAAGGUGUUUUAUAUCUUCGGCGCUACCUGUGCGUUAUCGACGGCCUUUGCCUAUUUCUGCAUCUAUGAGACGAAGGGCUUGUCCCUGGAACAGAUUGACGAUAUGUGUGCGGAUGAGAAGGCUAAGAAUCCAAGACAUAGUGCGAGGUUUGCGGAGGGUGCGCGCGGACAGGCGAGUGGGACGGAUGCUGAGGAGCGUAGGCUGUCGCAGAGGCAGAGUGGACGGAGUGGGAGGAGUGUUGCGAAGAAUUACUAA